AUGUCUGACGGUAAGGUUUCUGCAACGCUCCCUGAUGACUUUUUUUUUGCUGACCGGUCAGCCGAUAUCGAUGCCGUGCGCCGGCUUCAAGCCGAGCGUAACGCCGUUGCUGCUCGGAAGAAGGGUUCGAAGACUUUCGAUGCAGCUGACCAACGCACUGAGUCGACUAAGGCUUCCCUCACCGAAUCCUUUGAUACAACCUUGUAUGACCGCGAUGGGGCCAACAAAUAUGCCGGCUAUGAUACCUCCAUUGCAGUAAACGAAGAUGAAGAAAUGGAAGAUGCCAAUGAAGGCCACAAUCUUGUGGGACAAUACACCGCGACUCGAAGCCAGAUCGAUGAGAUGGCGCAUGGUCAUGGAGUCGAGGAAGAAGACAUCCUAGUAGGCCGUGAGAAGUCAGCGCGCAUCACCGAUCGCGAGACAGACUACCAAAAGCGUCGAUUCAACCGUGGACCCCUCACCCCGACACGCGCAGACCCUUUUGCUGCCAACACGCACGCAAACGCAACCAUGGAGGGUAAUGGUCAAACCUACCGCGAGAUCAUGGCCCUUAGAGAGCUCGAGAAAGAAGAAGAGCGUGUCAAGAAGCUCAUCGAUGAGAAGCGUGAGAAGGGCGAAGACGUGACUGGGUUCGAUGCUACCUUGAAGAUCGAAAAUGGCGAUAAGGAAAAUACCGAGGCCGGCUCGACUGUAGAUGCGAAUACCAGGAAGCGGAAGAAGCGCUGGGAUGUCUCUCCUGGAGCGACUGAAGUGACUGAAGAGAAUGAGUCGAAGCGUGAGGAACCCAAGCCCAGGGCCAAAAGGUCUCGGUGGGAUGAGGCACCCGCCCCCGCCGCUGUUGCCGCGGAUGCUGCUGUAAAGAAACCCGGUCGUUCUCGAUGGGACCAGGCACCUCCUGUCACCGCCGCGACUCCUGUUGGUCACCAGGGACUCGCUACUCCCCCUCACCCUUCUCAAGCUGCAACCAUGGCCCCCCCCACCUUCGGUACUGAGGCCUCGAGUCGAUUCGCACCUUGGUCCGACGAGGAUCUUGAUAUGCUGCUACCAACUGAAGGUUACAAAGUUUUGACACCCCCUCCGGGAUACGAGCCUCUUCAAGUAGCUGCGCGCAACCGAAUGGCCCUCCCAGCUGCUACCCCGGCCGCGAUUGGAGGUUUCAUGAACCAGCAGCCCGCGAGUAUUCGUUCAAUGGGCACCGAACUUCCCACCGAAAUCCCUGGUGUUGGUGAUUUGCAGUUCUUCAAGGCCGAGGACAUGGCGUAUUUCGGAAAGCUCAUGGAAACAGUUGAUGAAAGUACCUUGAGCGUUGAGGCCCUGACCGAGCGGAAGAUCAUGCGACUCCUCCUCAAAAUCAAGAACGGCACAGCUGCUAUGCGGAAGACUGCUUUGCGACAGCUCACAGACAAUUGCCGCAAAUUCGGAGCCGCCGCUCUAUUCGACCAGCUCCUCCCGUUGCUCAUGGAGAGGUCUCUCCAAGAUCAAGAACGCCACUUGCUGGUGAAGGUCAUCGAUCGAGUCCUGUACAAGCUUGGUGAUAUGGUUCGCCCCUACGUUCACAAAAUCCUCGUCGUCAUCGAGCCUUUGCUCAUUGACCAAGACUACUUUGCUCGUGUCGAGGGUCGUGGAAUCGUCUCCAAUCUUAGCAAGGCGGCAGGCCUUGCGACUAUGAUUAGUGUCAUGCGACCUGAUAUCGAUCACAGCGAUGAGUAUGUGCGCAACACUACGGCGCGAGCCUUUGCCGUCGUGGCAUCUGCCCUGGGUGUCCCAUCUCUCUUGCCGUUCCUUCGUGCCGUUUGCCACAGCAAGAAAUCGUGGCAGGCUCGACACACUGGCGUCAAAAUCAUCCAGCAGAUUCCUAUUCUGAUCGGUUGCGCCAUUCUGCCUCACCUGAAGGGCCUCGUCGCGUGCAUCUCUGACUGCCUGAGCGAUGAGUCGGCCAAGGUCCGUUCAGUGACCGCUCUUGCUGUUGCCGCACUUGCUGAAGCUGCCAAUCCUUACGGUAUCGAGAGUUUCGAUGAGAUCCUGAAUCCUCUCUGGACAGGUGCACGCAAGCAGCGCGGAAAAGGCUUAGCCAAUUUCCUCAAGGCUGUGGGAUACAUCAUUCCGCUUAUGGAUCGCGAGUAUGCCGACUACUACACCACCCAGAUCAUGGAGAUUCUCACUCGGGAAUUCUCUUCCCCUGAUGAGGAUAUGAAGAAGGUAGUCUUGAAGGUUGUGUCGCAAUGCUCUUCCACGGAGGGUGUUACCGCCGCUUACCUGAAGGAACAUGUCUUGAACGAUUUCUUCAAGGGUUUCUGGGUGCGUCGUAUGGCCCUCGACCGACGAAACUACCGCCAGGUCGUCGACACGACCGUUGACCUCGGCCAGAAGGUCGGUGUAUCUGAGAUCGUGGAACGCCUCGUCAACAAUCUGAAGGACGAGAGCGAGCCUUAUCGCAAGAUGACUGUCGAGACCAUUGAGAAGCUCGUCGCUUCCCUUGGUGUGGCAGAUGUCGAUGAGCGUCUGGAAAUGCAACUCAUGGACGGCAUGCUUACUGCUUUCCAGGAGCAGACCAUUGAAGACGUCAUCAUCCUGAAUGGCUUCGGCACCGUGGUUAAUGCUCUUAAUACUCGUGUCAAGCCGUAUCUGGGUCAAAUUGCCAGUACGGUCCUUUGGCGCCUGAACAACAAGUCCCCUAGUGUCCGCCAACAGGCAGCUGAUCUGAUCGCGCGAAUUGCGCCGGUUGUGAUGCAGUGUGACGAGGACGUGAUGCUGAACAAGAUCAGUAAUGUGCUUUACGAAUACCUGGGUGAAGAAUACCCUGAUGUUCUGGGUUCUAUCUUGGGUGCCUUGCGAUCUAUUGUGACUGUGAUGGGCAUCCACCAGAUGCAGCCUCCUAUCCACGAUCUUCUGCCUCGUCUCACUCCCAUCCUGCGAAACCGUCACGAGAAGGUGCAGGAAAACACGAUUGACCUGGUUGGUCGUAUUGCCGACCGGGGCGCCGAGUCUGUCAAUGCGCGUGAGUGGAUGCGUAUCUGCUUCGAGCUGCUGGAUAUGCUCAAGGCCCACAAGAAGGGUAUUCGCCGCGCCGCCAACAACACAUUCGGUUUCAUCGCCAAGGCCAUCGGCCCCCAGGAUGUCCUGACCACUCUUCUCAACAACCUUCGCGUGCAGGAGCGUCAGUCGCGUGUCUGUACGGCCGUCGCCAUCGCUAUUGUCGCCGAAACUUGUGGCCCUUUCACUGUGAUCCCCGCCUUGAUGAACGAAUACCGCGUGCCUGAACUCAACGUGCAGAACGGUGUCCUGAAGGCCCUGUCGUUCUUAUUCGAGUACAUUGGUGAGAUGGGCAAGGACUAUGUCUACGCCGUUGUUCCGCUGCUCGAAGAUGCCCUCAUCGACCGCGACCAGGUCCAUCGUCAGACCGCUUGCAGUGUCGUCAAGCACAUGGCUCUGGGUGUCGCGGGUCUCGGCUGCGAGGACGCGAUGAUCCAUCUGCUGAACCUCAUCAUCCCGAACAUUUACGAGACCAGUCCUCACGUCAUCGACCGGGUCAUCGAAGCCAUCGAGGCCAUCCGCAAUGCAGUCGGUACCCCUGUCAUCAUGAACUACACCUUUGCCGGUCUGUUCCACCCUGCUCGUAAGGUCCGCGAGCCUUACUGGCGCGUGUACAACGACAUGUACGUUCAGUCUGCAGAUGCGAUGGUCCCGUACUACAUCGACUUCACCGAAGAUAUCAUGCCCCGCCGUAAAGAGUUGUUCAUCCACCUCUAG
This is a messenger RNA of Penicillium chermesinum, 3750 nucleotides long. Its product is annotated as U2 snRNP complex subunit HSH155. Gene Ontology annotation, molecular function: mRNA binding. The record is from RefSeq and is a predicted model, not a curated record. NCBI's taxonomy places the organism in Eukaryota, Fungi, Ascomycota, Eurotiomycetes, Eurotiales, Aspergillaceae. Gene Ontology annotation, biological process: spliceosomal complex assembly. The coding region runs from base 1 to 3750 and encodes 1249 amino acids. Gene Ontology annotation, cellular component: U2-type prespliceosome; U2 snRNP; catalytic step 2 spliceosome. The transcript has a single exon.